AUGGUCAGAAGUCUCAGUGAUGAGAGUGAACACGAAUUCAUUGGAAGAUGGUUUGACAACCAUGACGAGACAGUUCAAUCGCCGCAGCCAAUUUCCAUGGAAGAAGACCAAGACCCAAAGGAAAUGCCAUUUGAUGUUGGCUCACCGAAAGAGAUGAUAGCCUACCUGACUGACCUCCAACAAAAGACUGAGGAGAUUCGAUUGUUACACCCUGUCACAGAUGUGCCAUCAGUGUCGUCUGUGCCUUCACUCAACCGAUCAGAAGAGACCAUGAGCUGCAGCACCCGCUCCGUUCUCGAAACUGCUGGAUCGUCUACUGAUGAUGAGCCAGCAACUCUGAGCCAACGGAGUCUCGAGACCAUAACGUAUGGUUACGAUGAAUAUGCCCCAAAUGCUGAUUCAGACUCUUCGUCAGACAUAUCUGGGCGUUUGUCUCCGGUCUCCUACCUGUCACCAAGUAACACAAAUAUCACAUCACCUAGCUCAGAUGGGUAUGACCAAGAAUCCGUUUCAUCAAUGGAUGACAUGGAUGAGAGUGCCUAUGACCUUGAUUCUCCCAACACAGCUCUCGUGGCCAUACAAGAAUCCUACUGGCCCUAUGAGGGUGACCGGGAGACGUGUUAUUCAGGUCAAAACUCUCAAGCCUGUGAUGCAGAUGACGAAAACAACGGUGAAGCACACGAAACCACGAGCAGGAAGGCGUCUACAGCCUAUGAAGUCGGUUCAUGUAAUGGGGCCACAGAAACCAAUGGUCUAGUACAGCACAAAGACCAGCGACCUAAACGUGUGUCUGACGAUGACGAAAACGAGCAUCAACAAGUCUCACGGGCGAAAAAGUCUAAAAGGCAAGACGACUCGCACCUUAGACUAGCUUGCCCUUUCUACAAGCACGACCCAAUCCGAUAUCGCCGUUGUCACGCCCACGUCCUCAAGCGAAAUAGCUACGUCAAGCAACAUCUCUUCCGCUGCCAUAUGCAGCCCAUCCACUGCGACAUAUGCCUCAGCAUAUGGCCGAACGUCGAAAAGCUUCGAGAGCAUCGCCGCGCUCAAACAUGCGAGAAGCGAGAGUACAUUGCACCUGAUGGCAUUACCCCCGAACAAGAGCGUAAACUUCGAUCAAGACUUGGGAGCCAAAACAAGACAGAGAGCGAUCAGUGGUUUGAGCUAUAUGGUAUCCUCUUUCCAGAUGCUCAAAGACCAAAGUCAGCGUAUCUGAACGGCGAGUUGUCUGAGGAUGCAGAGAGUCUACGGGAGUUUAUUGAAGGUCACGGUACAAAUGUAAUGAUGGAACAGCUAAAAGGGUCAGGUUUUAUUUUGGAUGAAGGAAUAGUUAGCCAAGAAUUUCAAAAGGGCCUGCAGAACGCUCUGAGUACCAUGUUUGAGGGAUGGCAGAAUCAGAGAAGGGGGGUUAGUGCGGAUGAUGGAGGUCGGCAGACCAAGAGACUUAAACCACUACCCGGAGAGUUCCCAUCCAUCAAGGCCCAGGGACCUGCGAGGACUGACACUGGAAGCACGAAUACAACUGCCACAAUGUUGGAUGAUCAAAUUGAGGGGGAACAAACAAUACCAACUACUUCAUCGUCCCAACAAAAUGGAGAGAUUGUCCUUGGGCUAUGGAAGUCACUUUCUUAG
Molecule: messenger RNA, 1632 nt
Organism: Fusarium redolens
Lineage: Eukaryota; Fungi; Ascomycota; Sordariomycetes; Hypocreales; Nectriaceae
Exons: 1
Coding region: 1-1632 (543 amino acids)
Source: RefSeq, a predicted model, not a curated record